AUGUGGGCUAAAGUCGUUGUGUUGUUACUUCUCGUGCCUGCGUGCCGAGUCCAGUAUCUCGAAGAAGAAGCUGAGGAGUACAAAAAUGCAGAUUUCUACGACAACUAUGAAGAAACUGAAACCACAAUACAAGUGCUUACCACCACACCGAUGGAGUCCCCACCGUACACUAGGGUCCGGAGAUAUGGCAGCUCAAAUAAAAAACGGACCCUCGACCCACAGGAAUUUCGAGAUAUUAAAGAUGUACUUCGGGACAUAUUCGCCAAUCGGAGAAUAGAAGCGGGGGCAGCAGCUGAACUGACGAAGACUUCGACCCUCUUUGACUCAACCCCACAGACUGACACUUCAUUCGACCAGAGCCACACACUCUCCCAAAUUAAAGAUACCGUACACAACCAGACAGAUUUUUUUUAUGACCAGAGUGAGAAACCCACAUUAUUCAGUAAUACGUCCAGGGAUACAAUUGAAGAUGCUGGAAAUAAAACUGAAAAAGAUAUACUGAUAAAGCACACUGAUAGUCCAUUAGUAUCUCAAAAGACGUACGCCCACCCCUAUGAUUGGAUGUCAAGCGAAAGAGAUCUCUCAUCGAUUAAUGAAACACAGGGAGAGAGAAGUGCUCUGAAGGAAGCAAUCAAAAGAUUGAACCGACGAGUAGAGAUUUGGGAGCCCCAGGAUGUGACGAACACGAUCCUGACUACGCUUUUGGAGUUCUUGGACAAUUCCACAGAGAAGACCCUGAAUCCACAAGAAAUCAGAGCUGUUGAUGAUGCCCUUCAAAGGUUCAUCGCUGGCCAAAAGCGCACUGUGACUAGAACAUCAAAGAGUCCAAGUAAUAGCACAGCUAACCCAGACUAUUUGGAAGUCAGUGAUAGCACAGAAGAAAGCUGGGAGACCAAGAUGUCCACCGUAACUGAAUUGUAUGAGGUCACGGAGUAUGAUGAGGGUGAUACCGAUGAUACUGAUGCUGAUGAUGGAGGAAUUUUUGCACUGCGAGAUAAGAAAACGCUAAAACGUGUCAAAGAGAAGAAAAAGAGAACCAAGAGGAUCAGUAGGACGCAGAGAACGCUGACACCGAGACUUCCUGGUGGAAUGAUGGUCGAUGGCAAGUGGCAUACGUUUCCACCUGGAUGGCCAUAUAAAUCGACACUUUGUCCGACAACACAAAACACUCCUUACAAGUUGGAUAUUAGUGGUAUGCUGAAGAUUCUUGCAAAUCUAACGUAUGAUUAUGACAUGGAUCUGGUGGAGAGGUUCAAUGAGAGUAUGUACGCGUACAGCAUACCUACAUGUCCAACAUAUAAAUACGGAUAUGGCGUGGCCAUAGGCGAUAAAACCACGGUGUUGGACUUCGACAACACCACCGUUGUGGCUAAGUGUUUCGUUUGUGGUCUGACGGCAACCCACAUUCCUCAAGACGCGUACUGCGGUGACGCGUUCGCUGGCGAUUUCCUCCCCCUGGUGCCUGUAGACCCUCGGGCCAGAGGACACAUCGCUAGGUACAGGAAGUAUUGCAGAUAUUUAGACAGUCGGACCCCUAUAGAAAUUCCGGAACACCCUCGAGCGGUGUACGGCAGAUUCUCCGGAGGAUGCUCAGUGAGAUGGACUGAUCUAUCAGGGGUGUACACCCAGAGGACUUGCAGGAGCAAAAGGAGAGCGGUCACCGGCAAUCAUUUCGGCAGUAAGAGGAUGGCGAAAUUAGAAAUGGCACUCAAUCAUCUUGACAACGGCUGCAUAAUAAGUCCAAUGGCCACAUUAUUGCCUUUGUCCAGAGGUAUUUCCUUAUACGCGCGGUUCCAUGCCUGCGUGUGUACUGGUGCCUGGUGCAACCAAGCCAAACAGGAGGUGCCUUGGAUGGUGAACAUUAUAAUUACGUUCUGGUUCUACAAUUUGUUGAAAAAUAAAUAA
Molecule: messenger RNA, 1905 nt
Organism: Arctia plantaginis
Lineage: Eukaryota; Metazoa; Arthropoda; Insecta; Lepidoptera; Erebidae
Source: the annotation of a GenBank genome assembly